UCACUGCUCUUGGAAGCUUUGGAGUUGUGAUGCAGUCUCUGGACUGAGAAUUUGAUAAAUUCUCUUCCUUGCCAGGUGCUGAGACAAUCCCGCUAUGAUAGGCACUCGACAAAGCUUUGUCCUUCCAGAACACGUUCGACAUGAAGUGGACAGACCUCGGGUUGGGAUUAUCUCUGAUCUGAGUCACCAGGUGUGGAUCCUUCAAAAUCAGAGCCUUGUGGCAGUUCCACGCAGUGGCAAUGUGGAUCAAGUCACUAUCAUUUUUAUCACAUGUAAGUACCCGGAGACUCUUGAACAAGGCAAAGGGAAUCCUAUUUAUUUGGGAAUCAGGGAUCCAGAAAUGUGUCUGUGUUGUGAGGACGUUGGAGGACAACACACAUUGCAGUUGAAGAAACAGAAGAUCAUGGAUCUGUACAACCAAGAUGAGCCUGUGAAGCCCUUCCUUUUCUACCACCUCAAGACUGGUAGAACUUCCACCUUCGAGUCAGUGGCCUUCCCUGGCUGGUUCAUUGCUUCCUCCGGAAGAGACCAACCCCUGUUCCUCACUUCAAAACAGGGCAAUUCGCACAACAUUGACUUUGAUUUAGACAUAACGGACUGAACUCAGCUGGGAAGCGGUAGCUUGAUCAGAUACUUUUGUCUUAAAAUUUCUAAUUCUCAACAUGCUUUCAUCUAUUUUCUCAGUUCCAUUUGCACGCCACUGCUGAGGGGGGAGUAGGGCCACUGUUAUCACCCUGUUAUACGGUUGAAGAAGCAGCAAUGUCUCCAUGGUAACUGAAGAACAGACCGAAGACUUGGAACAGGCGGGAAGGGGUGACAUAAGGUUCUCCUCUCAAGUUGACACUGUCUAGCCCACCAGACAUCUGUACAAAUGACUUUAAAGUCAAAGGAGCAGACCAUAGGCCUUCUUCUGGGAGUGGAGAUGAAGAGGACUCAUAAGUCCUGGAUCUUACCCAAGACUGUGACUAGCAUAGAGUUGUUCCCUGUUUUUGUCUGUUUUACUUUCUUUCCUUUUUGAAUCACAUCAUUAAUAAUCUUUAUAUGUUUGCAGUAUAUAUCCAUGUGUGUAAUAUCUGCUUCUGAGGUUAGAAUCUUUUAAAGAAAGAUAAUUCUUGUAUUAAAUUAUUUUUGUCCUAAGUGGUUGACA
This is a messenger RNA of Tupaia belangeri chinensis (Chinese tree shrew), 1147 nucleotides long. It is a transcript of the gene IL36G, whose product is annotated as interleukin 36 gamma. The coding region runs from base 95 to 601 and encodes 168 amino acids. The transcript has 6 exons. Gene Ontology annotation, molecular function: interleukin-1 receptor binding; cytokine activity. NCBI's taxonomy places the organism in Eukaryota, Metazoa, Chordata, Mammalia, Scandentia, Tupaiidae. Gene Ontology annotation, biological process: positive regulation of gene expression; inflammatory response to antigenic stimulus; cellular response to lipopolysaccharide. The record is from RefSeq and is a predicted model, not a curated record.